GGAACUAUAUUUUGUGAAGUCAUAUCCGGAUUGGGCGGAAGUGCAAACAACCCUGAUCAUUGACAAGACAGAAAGUGAAAGUAGACUAAAAGCCAAUAUUGGGUGAAAUUUUAUAAAAUUACACACUUCCACUUGGUGUACCAUCAAUUAGUGUCAUUUGUGAUGGGGGGUGGUCCAAAAGAUCACAUAAGCAUACCUACAAUGCAUUAGGGGGAGUUGCAAUCAUUAUUGGAGUUGAAACCAAAAAAAUACUUCAUGUGGGAGUCCGAAAUAAGUUUUGUUAUAUUUGUAAUAGAGCAAAAACUUUGAAACUUGAUGUAGAAGAACAUGAAUGUUUUAAGAACUGGGAUAAAUCUAGUCAGGCAAUGGAGGCGGAUAUAAUUGUGGAAGGGUUUCUAAAAGCAGACAAACAUGGAAUAAGAUAUAUGCACUUAAUUGGUGAUGGUGACUCCUCUGUGUAUUCCCAAAUACAACAGAAAGUCCCAGUAUGGGGAAAGCAUGUUAAAAACAUAGAGUGUGCGAAUCACACCUGUAAAUGUCUCCGGUCAAAUUUGGAGAAGCUAGUGGUGGAGACUCCAACUUAUAAAGGAAAAGGAAAACUUUGCAAACGAACAAGAAUAAGAAUAACAAGUGCUGUAAGAUGUGCAAUUCGCAUGAGAUCGAAGGAGAAAGAUAAAUUAAAGGCUGCAAAACAACUAGAAUUUGAUAUAAGAAACACAUUAUCACAUGUAUACGGUGACCAUACCAGGUGUAGUGAAUUCUGCAAAGCUGGGAAAGCAAGUAAGACAAAUGCUGGUCAGCAUAUAGAUUUAGACAAUGAUGACACUGAUGAUAAUGUUUUUACUGAUCAGGCGUCUAUGUGGUCAGAUGGAACAUCCUUAGAGGCACAAGAAGAAUCACGGUUUGAUUAUGAUUUAUUCCCAUCAGACUUGGAUAGUGCAAUGCGUCAGGAUAUAGCAUUGAUAUUAAACAACGUGGCUAAGAAAAGCAUCAGUUUGAUAGGUAACUUUACAACAAACCUUGCCGAAUGCUGGAUGCAUAUGAGAUCCAAGUUUGAUGGGGGUAAAAUCUUUAACCACUGCAACCGUGGAUCAUGGCAUACCAGAUGCUAUGGUGCAGCACUACGUUUUAACAGGGGUCCGAAAUGGUCAACAUCUACAUGGCAAGACAUCACAAACACCAUACCAGGCUACCAUUUUGAUAAGCUUUUUACUGAACGACAAUUAGCUUUGGAAAAUAACAACAUCAUAAAAUCAAAACCUGAAAUUAAAAGUAGUAGAUGGAAGAGAAAAAUGGCAUCAGUUAAGGAAGGUAACACAAAAAAGGCAAGAAUGCAUUAUGGAAACCAAAGUAUACAAGUUGAGGAAGACAUAACCAAAUCUGAGUUAGAGGGAAAAAAGACAAUAUUUAUGGAAAAAAAUUAUAAUUUAGAAUUAUCUCAUAUUAAAGAAAUUGAAAAACACACUAAAUUACAGAUAACAUCAGCUUCAUGGAUGGAUGAGAGAAAGAAAAGAUUAACAGCAUCAAAUUUCGGCCUUGUUUACAAAAGGAAUCCUAAAAUACCUGUAACUCCUUUGGUAAAUUCUUUAUUAUACAGUACCUUUAAAGGUAACAAAGCUACUAGACUUGGACUAAGAGAGGAAAGGGUGACAAUACAAGAAUAUAUUCAACAAAAAGCCAAACAAAAAGUUAAAGUAAAAGUAGAAAACAUGGGUCUUGUUGUGGAUGAAGAGGUUCAAUUUUUAGGUGCUAGCCCAGAUGGGAAAGUAAUGGAUGAACAUAACAACCUAGGAUUAAUAGAAAUUAAAAAUGUUCUUCACAACAAAGAAAUGACCUUAUUACAGGCUACAUCUUCCAUUAAAAACUUCUGCCUAGAGAAAAAUAAUAAUCAUGAGCUGAAACUUAAAAAAACUCACAACUAUUAUUAUCAAUGUCAGGGACUUAUGAACAUUUGUAAAUUACCGUGGAUUGAUUUUAUUGUACGCACCACUAAUCCGUAUGAUAUGAAUAUUGAUAGAAUCUAUAGAGACUCAGUUUUGUGGGAGCAGAAUUUAUUACCAAAACUAAAGGCCUUUUUCUUAAAUGCAAUGCUACCAGAACUUAGUCAUCCAAGGCACAACAAAUAUCCUGGUAUUAGAGAACCUGGUAUAUGGUAUAAUGUCAGCAUAAAAGGAAGUACACCUGGUCCAUCAAAAAAAAAAACAGUUCAUGACCAUGAUGACACUGAUGAUGAAAGUACAAAGACAGAUUUUAACCCAUUGCCACCAUUAAAAAGGAACAGAAGAAAGUGCAGUACCAUUAAAUUUUUAGGAAGAAGAAUUGCACAUGAAUGGAUUUUGGAAGACGGGUGUAAAAAAUGGUUUAAAGGAUUGGUCUUAUCAGUUUUAAAGAAGUCAGAUGGAGAUGUAAAUGCAGUGUAUGAGAUAAAAUAUGAUGGAGAGGAUGAUGCUAAUGAAGUUCAACACAAGGAGUUGUUAGAAGACUAUAGAAACUCAUCCUUGAAAUUCAUAGAUAUUUAACAGUAUUAAAGACUCCAGGAAUCCAGUGUACUUUUUGUGCUGAUGAACAUUUGAGUGGUAAAGGAAUACAAUAUAUGAUAUAAAACAUCUAAAAGGACAAUUUUGUGAUAAAGUAGGAUAAAUGACAAUUAUUUUGAUAUACAAUAUGACAAUAUUUGUCGCUUAGAAGUAUUUUUAAUAUAUUUAUUUCCAUUUGUUCAAAAUAGGGUCCACAUGAACCUU
Mytilus californianus (California mussel) is the source of this 2741-nucleotide messenger RNA. RefSeq lists its product as uncharacterized. The record is from RefSeq and is a predicted model, not a curated record. The coding region runs from base 366 to 2519 and encodes 717 amino acids. Lineage: Eukaryota; Metazoa; Mollusca; Bivalvia; Mytilida; Mytilidae. The transcript has 5 exons.